AUGAUGGACGUCAACUACACGGGCGUCUUCAUGACGUGCGCCAGCGCCGCGCGCGCCAUGUUCAAGUGGAACGCCGGCCGCCGCGACGGCGCCAUGGUUGUGAUUGCCAGCAUGAGUGGUAGUGUCGCGAACAAGGGGCUCGUGUGCCCCGUGUACAACUCGAGCAAGGCGGCGCUGUUGCAGCUGACGCGCAACUUGGCCAUGGAGUGGAGCGCGAAGGGGAGGGAGAGCAAGAAUGGCCUGGGUGGGAUUAGGGUGAACAGUUUGAGUCCUGGGCAUAUCCUCACGCCGAUGGUCAAGCGCAACUUCGAAGAGGUGCCCGGCCUGCGCGAGAAGUGGGAGCGCGAGAACAUGAUGGGCAGGCUGUCCACGCCGGAAGAGUUCAAGGGUGCGGGCUUGUUCCUGCUCAGCAAGGCGAGCAGCUUCAUGACUGGCUCGAACCUCAUCAUCGAUGGCGGUCACACUGCCUGGUAA
Messenger RNA from Diplodia corticola, 474 nucleotides. RefSeq names its product short chain dehydrogenase. Bases 1 to 474 code for a protein of 157 amino acids. Gene Ontology annotation, cellular component: intracellular anatomical structure. Lineage: Eukaryota; Fungi; Ascomycota; Dothideomycetes; Botryosphaeriales; Botryosphaeriaceae. The record is from RefSeq and is a predicted model, not a curated record. The transcript is spliced from 3 exons. Gene Ontology annotation, molecular function: oxidoreductase activity, acting on NAD(P)H, oxygen as acceptor.